Fusarium venenatum is the source of this 813-nucleotide messenger RNA. RefSeq names its product ceramidase. Gene Ontology annotation, cellular component: endoplasmic reticulum membrane. Gene Ontology annotation, biological process: ceramide catabolic process; ceramide biosynthetic process. NCBI's taxonomy places the organism in Eukaryota, Fungi, Ascomycota, Sordariomycetes, Hypocreales, Nectriaceae. The record is from RefSeq and is a predicted model, not a curated record.
AUGGUGGAAUCAGUCUGGGGUCCUCAGACCUCGUAUCUCAACUUUUGUGAAGAGGAUUACAUCGUCACCCGCUACAUUGCAGAGUUUAUCAACACACUCAGUAGUCUUUCCUACAUUGUCUAUGGAAUCUAUGGACUUAUCAGCUACAACAAGUUCCCCACGGCUUCGCGCCUUAUUCUAUAUGGCGGGUUGAUGGGCGUUGGGAUUUGUUCUGGAGGGUACCACAUGACACUUAAGUACCACACCCAGAUGUUUGACGAACUAUCAAUGCAUCUCCUGACAACACCCCUCCUCUAUCGAUUACUGUCCUACAAUGCCAGUCCCCAACGCACAAAAGUAGUAGGGUUGGUCCUUUCAACACUCUUUACGACUGUCAUGGUCACGCAUAUUGUCCUCGAUGAAUUCCUCCUACAUGCUGUUUCCUUCGGCUUUGGUGUCUUGAUAAUAGCCCGUCGCUGUCUUCAGAUCAUCUCCCAACGAACCCUUGAUCUCGACACGAAGCGCGAUCUGCGAAAUAUCUCGAUUGCUGGCAUAAGCUUUUUCGUCUUUGGUUAUGUAGUCUGGUUGAUUGACGACUGGGCCUGCCGCUACUUGACAGAUAUUCGACACACUGUCGGUCUACCUUUUGCAUUCUUAUUUGAACUGCAUGGAUGGUGGCACUUCUUUACAGCCAUUGGAGGCUACAUCGCCGUUGUUGUCGUUGACGCUAUCACUUCCAAUGAAAAAGUCGAGAACCCUACUUCCAGACUGGCUUGGCCCGUACCAUUGGUAGCCCGACUCAUGGCCAGCUCUGCACCUGCGAAGCCAGUAUAG